Archocentrus centrarchus (flier cichlid) is the source of this 2231-nucleotide messenger RNA. It is a transcript of the gene tdh2, whose product is annotated as L-threonine dehydrogenase 2. Gene Ontology annotation, biological process: L-threonine catabolic process. The coding region runs from base 316 to 1452 and encodes 378 amino acids. The record is from RefSeq and is a predicted model, not a curated record. NCBI's taxonomy places the organism in Eukaryota, Metazoa, Chordata, Actinopteri, Cichliformes, Cichlidae. The transcript is spliced from 9 exons. Gene Ontology annotation, molecular function: L-threonine 3-dehydrogenase activity.
CCCGGUGAUUACACAGAGUGGAGGAGAACCACAUAGCCCAGCAUGACUUACUGCGCCUGCUUAUUUAUCCAGCAGUUACUGGGUGAACCUAUGGGAUGGUAAUCAUUUUGAUUCUCACAUCUAAAUGCCUUCUUAUCAGCUCCUGUUUUAUAGUUUAGUUUUGAGGUAUAGUUGUGAAUUCGCCAAGUUCCAUCUGCUGGUUUUGGAUCAAGAAUCAUCUGCCUGGGAUUUUUGAAUCUGUCAGGACACAGAGGUUCGGUGUAAUCGGUGUUGUGCUUAAGUUCGGUGUAACUUUAUUAAGGACUGCUCCUGGACAUGCACCCGGGUGUGCGGGUCUGUGUGUCCUCUGCGGCCGUGCUGGGCUCCUUUUGCCGAGGCUGUCUCAGCAGGGCGCGGAGCUGGCCCGGCCGCACCUUCAGUUCUUUGCCCAGGCAGAUGAGCAGGUGGAACAGCCAGGACACCUGCAGCCCCCCACCUCCUCAGGAAAACGUGCGCGUGCUCAUCACAGGUGGGCUCGGGCAGUUAGGUGUGGGACUUGCACAGAUGCUGAGAAAACAGUACGGAACCGAUAAUGUUAUCCUGUCAGACAUCAAGAAGCCGCCGCCUCACGUGUACACUAGUGGCCCGUUUGUAUACGCUGACGUUUUGGACUACAAGCACCUUCGAGAACUUAUUGUAAAUAAUCGCAUCACUUGGCUGGUCCACUACAGUGCUCUGCUUAGCGCUGUGGGUGAGGCUAAUGUGGCUUUGGCACGAAAGAUCAACAUCACAGGCCUACAUAAUGUGCUGGACUUGGCCCUGGAGAACUGUUUGCGCCUCUUUGUCCCCAGCACUAUUGGAGCAUUUGGUCCUUCUUCUCCACGUGACCCAGCCCCUGAUCUCUGUGUUCAAAGACCUCGAACCAUCUACGGCGUGUCUAAAGUGCAUGGUGAACUGAUGGGGGAGUAUCUCCAUCAUAAAUAUGGUUUGGACUUCCGCUGCCUACGUUACCCUGGCGUGAUAUCGGUUAACACACCUCCCGGUGGAGGAACUACAGACUAUGCAGUUCAAAUCUUCCAUGAUGCUCUCAGCACAGGUCACCACGAGUGCUACCUGCGACCAGACACCCGUCUUCCCAUGAUGCAUAUCUCUGACUGCCACCGUGCCACAAUAGAGUUCAUGCAGGCUCCAGAGUGCCAGCUGUCAUUGCGUACCUAUAACAUAGCUGCCAUGAGCUUCACUCCUGAAGAGGUGGCCCAAGAAAUCCGCAAGCAUCUCCCUCACCUCAAGGUCACCUACAAUCCCGACACUGUCCGCCAGACUAUUGCAGACAGUUGGCCUGUGAGAUUUGAUGACACCAAUGCCAGGAGAGACUGGGGCUGGGCACCAGCCUUCGGGCUCGAGGAGCUGGUGACAGACAUGCUGCGCUCCAUCCGAGACAAGAGGACCAAUGAGGGUUUGCCGGUCAGCUAGCAAAACCUGCUCCACAAAGACUAACCAGGACCUUACCCCUGACUUUUCUUCAGUCUGCAUUUACCAACAGUACAUUUUGUUUUACUUCACUUUUACAAAUUGUCAUCCAGAAACUUCUGUUUGUCUGGAGCAUCACUGCAACGUGCCAGGGACUAACUGUAAAAUGGGAAUUCUCAGUCAUAACCUCUUUAUAUUCAGUGGAAAGUGCGAUGUCAUACACAUGUACACCAAAACACACACUUCAGUCUUUUCAGGGAAUCAUAUAAUGUCAAACCUUCUCUUCAUCUUUGUUGUUUUUAAUUGUUCUCAUUAGUAUAAGCAUCACUUUACACAUGGGCAAGUUGCCUCAGAUGGAAAAGAAACAUUUAUUAAACUUUAAAGAGUUUCAAGCGUCAUGUUAAUCACAUGCACGGACACGGCCAUGUGUUACAGUGUCUGUUACAAUAUCUAAUACAACAUGGACGAGUUUCAUGUGUAGAAUGACAAAUCUGUUGGACAUUUUGAAUCCAGGAUCAUCUGGAAUGACUGGCUCAGUUAACUUUGGAUUGUAACAAAACAUAAUGUAUUCUGGCUGUUCUGUAAAGCACUCUUUUAUAAUAUAAUCUAUCAAGUGAAACUCACACUACAUACAACCCCACUACCCUUGCCGUGGCACCGAACAGGAAGCCUUUAUUUUACCUUUUUGCCAGCGGUGUGAUUACGGAUAUGAAUGAGUAACAGUAUCAAACAAGGCCUUAUUUACUUAGGAAAACAAUAUAUUUUAAAAAAUGCUGUGUACU